UAAAAGAAAACUAUACAAUGCGUACUAAGAAUUUUGUGUUAUUCCAGGUACCCGGGCAUGGAUAUAUCCUCGUGAUCUUGACGUGGGACGGCAAGACCUUAACCCUCACUGUAUACCAAGGAAUCAAUGUGUACCAGGACUCUGCUACGGUACCAGAUGAUCCCGACAACGAUUACAUAUGGUCUCUCGUUUGUUUACCAGCACAGCCGCUAUUCGUGGGUCACGUGCCGUGGCCGUUCGACGAUGAUCCAGCUAUCCCUGGAAGCUAUUCUGGCAAUAUUUGUUUGCUCUACUUUACCGACAAAUUGUAUGAUAACGCUGAUGCUGCCAAGGCCGACGUCCUCCUUGAUUACGUUGGACCACCUGUUUAAUAACUGGUGGAUAUCA
Messenger RNA from Lingula anatina, 387 nucleotides. RefSeq lists its product as uncharacterized. The record is from RefSeq and is a predicted model, not a curated record. NCBI's taxonomy places the organism in Eukaryota, Metazoa, Brachiopoda, Lingulata, Lingulida, Lingulidae.